Messenger RNA from Peromyscus maniculatus bairdii (prairie deer mouse), 2566 nucleotides. Its product is annotated as KIAA1191 ortholog. Gene Ontology annotation, cellular component: cytoplasm. Lineage: Eukaryota; Metazoa; Chordata; Mammalia; Rodentia; Cricetidae. The record is from RefSeq and is a predicted model, not a curated record.
GCUGCCGGCCGCCGGCAGUCCUCGGUCGGGGAGCUUUCACGAUGGCUCUUCGCUGCUCAGCUCCGCAGCCUCUUGGGCCAUCUGGAGCCUCGGAACCUCUUUAGUGCCGGAGUUCGGGCCGCAGGCGGCGGGCGAGCAGCCCAUUUCUGUCUAGCGGAAAUGCUAACAUAGCUUGUGAGGCCGAUAGUUGGGCAUGUACAGGGCAUCAUUUGGUGGACCUGGGAGCGCUGUACCAACCCCGGUUGUUUAUUGUUAUUAGAACCUCUGGAUGGACUCUUCCUCGGAAGCUUUGCUAAUUUGCAGCAGCUGGGCAAUGCUCCUCAUUACCAUCUGUCUGUCAGUAUAGUCCCGCGUCAUUUCACUGUGGUGGCAGGGACUCAGCUCCGAAUUCUGUAUAGAGAAAGCGCCUGGAUCCUAGUCUUUCAAUGGCUUCAAGACAACCAGAAGUGCCUGCUCUUGCGCCCAGUGGGCCUCUAGGCAAGAUGUCCCUGCCCAUCGGGAUGUGCCGCCGGGCAUUCAGCUAUGAUGAUGCCCUAGAGGACCCUGCGCCCAUGACUCCUCCUCCAUCGGACAUGGGCAGCAUCCCCUGGAAGCCAGUGAUUCCAGAGCGCAAGUAUCAGCAUCUUGACAAGACAGAGGAAGGAGUGGCCAGUGUCUCUUCCCUUGCUGUGAUUCCAUCAACAGCCACUGACAAUUCAGAGAAGGCUCCUGUGGUGAAGGCUAAAGCUACCCAUGUCAUCAUGAAUUCCCUGAUCACAAAACAGACUCAGGAGAGCAUCCAGCGUUUUGAGCAACAAGCAGGACUGAGAGAUGCUGGCUACACACCUCAUAAGGGCCUCACCACUGAGGAGACCAAGUACCUCCGAGUGGCAGAAGCACUCCAUAAACUAAAGCUGCAGAGUGGCGAGACAACAAAAGAAGAGAAGCAUCCUGCAUCAGCCCAGUCCACUCCAGGCAGCACCCCCCACUCCUCCCCCAAGCAGAAGUCCAGAGGCUGGUUCCCCUCUGGUUCCUCCACAGCCUUACCUGGCCCAAAUUCUCACACCAUGGAUCCUGGGAGUGGGAAUGACAAGAACUCAGCAGAAAAGUGGAGCCUCUUUGGAUCCAGGCCCCUGCAGAGGUCUGACUCUGGUUUUGCCAUCCAGGCUUACAAAGGUGCCCCGAAACCCUCUCCUAUGGAGCUAAUGCGUGCUCAAGCCACACGAGUAGGUGACGAUCCAGCAACCUUCAAGCCGCCUAAGAUGGAUAUCCCAGUGGUAGAAGUGAAGAAACCACCACCUCGAACCCAUAAUCUCAAACCCCGUGACCUGAAUGUGCUCACACCCACUGGCUUCUAGAAUGCUUUCUGUCCAGGGUCUGCAACUUUCCCUGGGCUCUGACAUAGUGAUGUAGUUAACUGGAGGCUGGAGUGACAUUGUUCAGAUUGUCCUUGUGUGAGAGAAACCAUUUUGCACUGCUUUCAGGUUGGUGGAAAAUGUCAGUGGUGCUGAGUGGGGACCUCAACUUUUUUUUUUAAAAUCAUUUAUCCCAGAGGAGGAUUUGACCUUUGCUUUCUUAGGUAAAUAGUGCUGUUGUGCUUCCAAAACUAUCAACAUGAGCAGUUACAAAUCAUGAUAGAGGUGCCCACCAACUCAUUUGGACAGCCAUGGCUUCUUGACAUGCCUUGUGAAUGGGCCUGGACUUGUCUGAGAGCUGGGUACAGCUCAUGACCACACUUGGCAGGAACCUGGCUCUCUUAAGUUGAAUCACGGGUUCUUUUUCCUGAUUAGUCCAGUGUACACUUUGUCCUGACCCUGCAGUUGGAGGGCUGUCUAUCUGCUGUGUCACAGAACAAACACUAGUCUCGCAUGGCCUCUUUUGCACUUUAACAUGAAAUUAAUUGAGCUCCUAAUUGAGUCUACUGGUUUCAUGAUGAUAAAUAACUCCUUUUCCCCCUUCCCUUACUGGGUCUUGCUCAUGCUAGGCAAGUGCUCUACCACUGAUUUUCACCCCUAGUUCCUAAAUCCUAAGUUUUUUUUUAGUUGUGUGUGUUUUGUAAGUGCUCUACCACUGAUUUUCACCCCUAGUUCCUAAAUCCUAAGUUUUUUUUAGUUGUGUGUGUUUUGUUUUUUGAGAUAGGGUCUUACUAUGCAGCCUUGGCUAGGCUGGAAUUCACUCAGUAGACUCAAAGAGAAGAUCUACCUGCCCCUGCCUUCCAGUGCUGAGAUUAAAGGCCUAUACCACCACUCCCAGCUCAAGCUUUUGUUAAAGAUAGGUACAAUUGGAUUAUAGUCUUCAGGUUCAUCUGAACUUGGUUUCACCUUAUUGUGAUAACCUUGACAGCAUUUUCCACCAAGUUAGCCUCAUAUGUUCAGUAACACAUCUUACUGAGGAAAGGAUUCUCAUUGUUCACAGGUCUGUUGGUCUUGCACACUGUCACAUUCGCUUGCUAGAUCAUUUUAGAAAUUAGUCUGUUUACAUAAUGAGCUAACCUCACAGAGAAGCUCUGGAGUCUAAGAUUGUUGUAAAAAUUAAUUUAUUUGUGUUAUCUUGUAUUGACAAUAAAAAUCUUUACUACUUUCUCAAA